UGCGCGGACCAAUCACAGCGUUGUGUUUCUGUUUCCGGGAUGUUUGGUGAUGUGGCUCUGCACUGAAAUCCUAGAGACGAAAUUGAUCAAAUAAUAAGCCAGCUCGUCCCUGCGCCGAGUACACAGGUCAGCCAUGUUUAGCCGGCUGACCCAGGGGGUGAGCUCUGUCCUCCAGGAGCUCUCUGGUGAGGAACGAGCCGAUGAAAACUCUCAAGAUGGUUUGGUCCCUCAACCCCAGCCUGAUACUGAAGACUCCCUGGUGGGCCCUGGUCCUCCAGAAGAGGUCCUGGAGAGGCUGGCCCAGACAGAACAGCUGGUGGUUCAGCUGAAGGAGCUGAUCCGAGAGAAAGACAUUCAGCUUGCCAAAACUGAGAGACAGUUUAAGGAGGAGAAAGAACAGGCAGAGGUCAAGUUUACAAAGCUCAAACUGCAGGCCAAAGCCAAGAUGGCGGGCCUAAACAAACAGAUUGCUGAGUUGAAAGGACAAGAAUCGUUGAAUAGCAGUCAGAAUUCAGAAAGCUCCUUCACGAUGGCUCCAGGAGUGGAGGAGGAGCUCCAGCAGCUCAGAGAGAAGCUCACUCAGGCAGAAACGUCCAACAAGGUCCUUCAGCAUCAACUUUGGGAAGCUGAGCAGCGUGUGAGAGAGGAAGGACAUGCCGAGCAGGUAAGGGUCUUGCAGGCUGUAGUGAAGGAAAAGGAUGUGAGAUUCCAAGAACAAAUCCUUAAACAUGAGCAGGAGCUCAUCAGUCUCACACAGUCCUCAAGUGAACAGGCCCUUCGUGCAUCCCAGCAGCGCAUAGAGGAACUGGAAGAGUCCUUACGUUCUCGUUCAGAAGUCCUAGAAAUGUUACAGCAAGAACUCAACAACGCAGACCAGCAGAAACAGAUUCUAACCACUCAGUUCAGGCACAUGGAGAUGGAGUUGUCAGAAGCCCAAAGACUUAGAGAAGAGGAAGGGCAAAAGUGGUCCAUGCAAGUUGAAAAUCAACUGCAGGCCUUUAAAGCCAGACUAGAGGCUUCAGAGAACCAAAAAGAACGAUCCAUCAAUGCUCUCAACUCUGAAUUACUGAAAAAGACCUCAGAGCUGGAUGAAAUGAGAGCAAAACUUACAGCUGAAGCUAAUGAGAAAGAGGAAGAAGGGCCGACAAAGUUAGGAGAAAAAGAAACUGAUUUCGAGAGAGAGCUGGCCAACAUGCGAACAAGUUUUGAGACCAGACUGGAGAAAUCGGAGAAUGAGAGAGACCAGAUCAUCAGUGAUCUCAACUCUGAAUUACUAAAGAAGGGCACAGAGCUUGAAGAAAUGAGAGCAAAGCUUGCAGAUGAAGAAAGAGAGAUGAAUGAAAAACUGGAGAAUUUCCGAGAAAGGGAGACAAGCUUAGUGACAGAGUUGGCCAACCUGCGAUUAAAUCUGGAAGCCAGGUUUGAGACAUUAAAGAGUGAGAGAGAGCAGACUGUCAGUGCUCUCAAUGAUGAGUUACUGAAAAAGACCACAGAGUUGGAUGAAUUGAGGGAAAAACUUGCAGCUGAAGAACAAGAGAAGAAUGAAGGACUGGAGAAAUUCAGAGAAAGAGAGACAAGCUUUGAGACACAACUGGCAAAUCUCGAAGCCAGGCUGGAGACAUCAGAGAGUGAAAGAGAGCAGACCGUCAAUGCUCUUAAUGCUGAAUUACUGAAAAAGACUACAGAGUUGGAUGAAUUGAGAGAUAAACUUGCAGCUGAGGAAAGAGAAAAGCAAGAGACAAUACAAGUUAAAGAGACAGAACUGGCCAAUAUGCGAGCUCGUCUAGAAGCCACACUGGAGACAUCAGAGAAUGAGAAAGACCAGACCAUAAAUGAUCUCAACUCUGAAUUACUGAAAAAGAGCACAGAGCUGAAAGAAAUAAGAGCAAAGCUUGCAACUGAAGAAAGAGAGAAGAAUGAAGUCCUGGAGAAAUUAAGAGAGAGAGAGAUUAGCUUUGAGACAGAACUGUCCAACAUGCGAGCUAAUCUUGAAGCCAGGCUGGAGACAUCAGAGAGUGAAAGAGAGCAGACCGUCAAUGCUCUUAAUGCUGAAUUGCUGAAAAAGACCACAGAUUUGGAUGAAUUGAGGGACAAACUUGCAGCUGAGGAAAGAGAAAAGCAAGAAACAUUACAAGCUAAAGAGACUGAACUGGCCAAUAUGCAAGCAUUUCUAGAAGCCAGACUGGAGACGUCAGAAAAUGAGAGAGACCAGAUCAUCAGUGCUCUCAACUCCGAAUUAAGGAAAAAGGCAACAGAGCUGGAUGAACUGAGAGAAAAGUUUACAGCUGAAGAAAGAGAGAAGAAUGAAGGACUGGAGAAAUUAAAAGAGAGAGAGAUGAGCUUCGAGACACAACUGGCCAACAUACGAGCAGAUUUAGAAGCCAGAUUGGAGACAUCAGAGAAUGAAAGGGAACGGACUAUCAAUGCUCUCAAUGCUGAAUUACUGAAAAAGACCACGGAGUUGGAUGAACUACGGGAUAAACUUGCAAAUGAGGAAAGAGAACAGCAAGAGACAUUACAAGAGAGACAAGCAAGCUUUGAGACAGAGCUGGCCAAUUUGCAAGCAUGUCUAGAAGCUGCAGAAAAACAGAAAGAGGAGAUGGCCAAUAAACUAGAAACGGUGAUUGCAAGUCACAUGGAAGAAGUUCACCAUCUCCAGGAAAAGCUUGAUGAAGUGGAGCGAGAAAGGGUGGAAAGAUCUAACAGCGAACAGGCUUAUUUAACACAGGUGCAAAAUGAGCUUGAGUCCUUGAGAGUGAGAUUGGACACCAGUGAGGAGGAAAAGAAAGCAGGAGAGCAAGCCAAGGAUAUGCUGGAGAAACUCUGGAGAGGGCUUCAAUCUUUAACAACUGCUACGGAGACAGAAGCAGAAAUAUCCAUACCUACUGAUCCUGCACAGUUCUUAGAGAUAUUACCUACCUUGGAGGCCCAGUUUGGUGACCUCAAAGCCAAACAGCAAGAGAGUGAACCUCGCAUGUCUGAGAUCACGCUCACUCUACAAUCUUUGCAAGGUCAACUGGAUAAAAGCAUAGUGGAGCGAGAGGAAGCAGUUGCUAGGAUACAGGAAUUGGAACAGCAGCGUCUCACACUUGAGGUUGCUCGUGAGUCAGUAGGUGACCAUGUGACUGACCGUUCUGUGAGGGAUUUGGACAAAGCACACCCAGAUGACAGUGGAGAUGGACAUAGUUCACGAAAUGCAGUACAGACAGAUCACAUAUUGCAUCUGGAGCAGCAACUUGCGGAAAGAGAAAAGGAGCUUUCUGCUCUUAGGGAAAAACUGUCACUCACCAAAGACCAAACUCUGAAAAUCCCAGAGGUGAAAAGUGUAGACAUUGUACCCACAGGAGACAUUACAGGAGUGCAUGACACCUCUGUAGCAGAAUCUGAAAAUCUUGAGGACACAAGAGAAGAGGAGACAACACUUGUGGCAGUAGAGACCUCUGUCCUGUCUGUCUCUGCAGACAAUGAGAGCAGCCCUGAGUUUAUAGGACCUCAACCUGAGUCUCCUGCAGAGUCAAAGGGUACUUCCUCAGAUGAGAUGGUAACUAGCAGUGAUUCAGAAGUAGCACAUAGUAGCUGGACUCUUCUGGAAGCAGUGAACCAAGAGUGGCCCCCACAGGUUCAGGACUGGCAUGUUACAACAAAUACCUGCAUAGUGGAUAUUGAGUCACAGACUUUAGAUAUCAAUAAAACUGAACAGGUAUGUAUUGGCCAGCAGGAGGGAGAUCUGCUAAGUACAGAUUUAAGCACUAGUCAGGCUUUUGCACAGAUUUUAGCAGAAGAGAUUCAGAAAAGAUACAGUGAACUUCUGGGAGAGCUUCAGCAGUUGAGAGAUUCAGCGUUACAAUCACAGAAAAAAGUUGAUCAACUAGAAGAGGAAUUACAGUCAUUUAAAGAUUCCAAAAAUGAGGCAGAGUCAAAGGCAAACAUAUAUGAAAAUGAGCUGUUGGAAGUCAGGGCAAUGAUCCAGCAAGAAAAAUUAGAAGGACAUAAUGUUGCUGAGCAGUUGCAAGAAGAAAUUCGCUCCAGAGAUAUCCAGAUGCAAGCCUUAAAGGCCGACCUAGAUGAAGCUCAGAGAAGACUUGUUGAACAAGAAGGUCAAGCUAGAAUGCUGACUGCUCAACUGGAGGACAGAGAGUUCACCUCCAAUGAACUGGAGAAGAAGCUCUUGGACAUGGAGAACAGGUUACUGCAGAUUUCUCAGGAGGCUGACAAGACCAAAGCUGUUCUUUUUGACAGGACUGCAGAGCUGGAGGCCCUACAAAAGUGUCUUUCACAAAGAGACCAGGAAAUGAUGGAGCUCAAUGACAGCAUGACUGCCAAACUACUCCAGUCUGGAGAAGAAAGGUUUACAAUAUUGAGUGAAGUCAAAAAGCUUAAAGAGCAAAUUCAUGAACUAGAAAAAGUAAGGGAUGACCAACAGAACAUGAUAGAAGAUAAAAAAGCUGAAAACGAAGAGCUUGUUGCACUUCAGAAGGAAAAAGAGGACUUGGUUGCUCAACUGGCUGCUAUGAAGAAAGAUGGAGAACAGGUCAAGAGAAAGCUGCAGGCAGCUCUGAUACAACGGAAGGAUUUGAUGAAAAAAGUUGCAGAGUUUAAGAAGGAGGUGGGGAACAAGGAAGAAAAGGAAAUGGAUGACAAUGAAGCAAAAACUCUUCAGAUUAAAGAUGAAAUCAAGGAUAAAGAUCUGGAAAUACAGAGACUUGAUGUUUUGUUGCAGGAGACAAGAGAGGUCUUAAACUUUAAAGAGGAGACCCUGAUAAGUCUACAACAAAAAAUCAACAACCAGGAUCAAGCAUUGGCAGAGUCAGAUGCUGAAAUACAACGUCUGACAGAGCAGUAUGUAAAAGUUAAUGAACAGCAAAUAUUGCAGGCGGAUGAGGACAAAAACAGAUUUCUUUUACAAAUAGCAUCCAUGGAAUCUGACAUCGAAAGACUGCACAAAAAGCUUCAGGAAGCUACUGAUGCUCAUGAAGAUGCUGUAGUUAAAGCUCAAGAGAAAGACUCCCAACAUCUUGAGCAGAUGAAGCAACAAACUGAGGCGUACAGUGAUCUUCUUAAGCGCUUCCAAAAUGAAGAGGGUGAGAAAGCUGAGUUGUUGAAUCAUAUUAGGGAGCUAGAGCAACAGCUAGAAUCAAAAAAUGUUGCGGAUAAUGUGCUUAGUGUUAAUGUGGAGGAAAAUGUUGGGUCAACCUCACAGAGUCCAGAAAACAAACAAGAGACUAAUGAUUGGGGUCAGGAUGACUGGGUAGAUUUUGCUUCUGCUGAAACUGAGACACAGCAACAGCACAAAACUGGGGAGCAGUCUCAACAGCCAUUAGUGGAAGAUCAUGAGGCUAUUAUAAAUGCUCUUCAGAAGGAGAUAAAAGUUGAGCAGGCUACCCGUGCAGAAUUAGAGUUGCGUCUACAAGAGAGCCAGUCACAUGCAGAGAGCAAGGUCAAAGAGCUGCUUGAGGAACUUGAAGCUUUGAGAGAAAAGGAGAGGCAGAUUGAUGGUCUAACUGAAGAGUUAGAGGCUCUUAGGGUGAAGUGUCAGAGAGCAGAAUCUCAUGCAGAGACACUAAAAGCAGAGGUUGAUCAGGCUUGGGAAUCAGCUAAAAGAAACAUCUCCGAUGCUGAGUCUCCCAUCAAAGCCCUUCAGUCAGAAGUAGAGGAAUUUAAGCAUUUUCUUAAGAACAAAAAUGAUGAGAUUAUUGAUUUAAGCCAGCAGCUAAGUGAACAAAAUUCCCUCCUACUUAAGAUGCAGGAAACUGUGUCAGAAAAAGAUCAGCGUAUUGCUUCCCUACAAGAAGUGCUUAAAACAGAGCAAGAUAAAUCUCAAAAACUGGAAGCAGAAGUGCCUCAGCGAGAGGUAGAAGACAAGGAUAACAAUGCCAAACUCCAACAGCUUCAGCGAAAACUACAAGCUGCUCUUGUGUCACGUAAAGAGGCUCUCAAAAACAACCAGGCCCUUAAGGAGGAACAGGCUGUUGCCGAGAAGAUCCGCUUAGAGCUUCAGCAGAAGCUUGAGUUUGUGGAGGUGGAGCUGAACAAGUCAAAAGAAGAGAGGGAGAAGUUAAUUAAGGAGGUAGAUCGAACCUUGUUGGAAAACCAGAGUCUCAGUGCCUCUUGUGAGAGUCUUAAACUUGCUAUGGAUAGUGUUCUGAAUGAGAAGGAUGCGUGUAAACGUCAAGUUGAGAGUGCCAAAGAGGAAGCUCAAAAAGUGUCCAGGCAACUAGAAGAAAAGGUCCAAAGCAUGAAAGAGGAGUAUGAAACCCUCCUUAAGUCAUAUGAAAAUGUAAGUGAUGAGGCUGAACGAGUGAGGCGAGUGCUUGAAGCUGCACGCCAGGAGCGGCAGGAGUUGGUAGCCAAAGCACGAGCUCAUGAGACAGCCAGGCAAGAGGCAGAGAGGUUAGCAGAGCAAGCAACAAAAGAGGUGGAUGUUGUUAAAGAGAAAAUGAGGAAAUUUGCCAAGGUCAAGCAACAGAAGAUUAUGGAACUAGAGGAGGAAAAUGAAAGGCUUCGGGAGCAACAAGAUAAGAAAAGCACCAGAGAUACUAACACUGAGCUAAGAACAGAGCUUAAGAAAGUAAAGGAAGAGCUUGAGAACUUGAAAGCAAAUUAUAAUAUUGCUGUGGAUGAGAAAAACUCCUUAGAACAUCAAGCUGAGGAGUUAAGACAGCGUUUGAGAGAGGAAAUUGACAGAAAUUCCACUGAAACUCUGGAUACAAGGUCCAUGAAGACUAUUCAGGAAGUUAAAGUUGUCACACAGCAGAGGAGUCCAGAUUUAAUUGAAAAACAAGAAUACUUGGGCAAUAGUAGUUCUGCAGAGACUAAUUUACAGAUGCAGUCAGAAGAAUGCAUAGCUAAUGAACCCGAAGUCAUGGAAAUGCAAACAAAGAAUGAGAUGAAUGUUCAAACAGAGGAGAGACUAAGAGAACUGGAGAUCUCUCUGAAAACAGCAGAGGGUAGGGUAAGGGAACUUGAAGCUGCUCUUGAGGAUCAGUUGGAAUUGAGAAACAAGCAAGAAUCCAUGCUCAAUGCAGAGUUGGUGUCCCUCAAGAAGCAACUACAGGAGUCUUUAGAAAUAAAUGAGAUCGAGAAAGAAGAGAGCUCUAAGAAAGAUACUCAACUUCAAGAACUUCGGAGCAGCCUAGAGGCUGAAAGAGAUGACCUGGAGGAACGAUUGAUGAACCAGCUGGCUCAGGUUAAUGGCAGCAUUGCAGGCUACCAGCAAGAGGCAGCUGACAGUCGGGAUCGCCUUGCAGACAUGCAGCGGGAACUGGAGAAAGUAAAAAGAGAGCAAGCUGAGCUGGAAGCUGAAGUAGCUAGCGAGAGGGACCGGGCAGCCAGAAUGGAAGAGGACAUGAGGCAGGCACAACGAGAGCGAGCAGAGGCAGAGGUUGAAACAGGGAAACAAAGACAGCUGGAGCAGAAGUUAAAAUCGGCACAGAGGUUUAAAGAAGGUAGUCAAAACAGAACACGCCAGCUCGAGGAACUGCUGAAGGAGAAGCAGUUAGAAGUUCGUCAGCUUCAGAAAGACUGCAUUGAGUACCAAGAAAGAAUAAGUGAACUGGUUAAAGAUGUGAAGUCAAUGCUGUUGGGUAAAGAUGAGGUGAAUGCUGAACUCGAGGCAGCACGCUUGGAGAUUUCAAAGAUUAUCCAAGAGAGAACAAGUAUUGAAGCUGAGCUUUCAGCCUGUAAAGGGAAGUUAAACACAGCACUGGAAGAGACAAAACAGGUCCAGGCAGACAAACUAGCUGCUGAAGAAAUGGCAAAACGUCUAGAAUCUGAGUUAAAAGCAGAUGCAGAGCGUACUCUUGAUGAAGUCAGGUAUCGUCUUGGAGCAGAGCUUAAACAGAUGGAAUUGAGACUAGAGAAAGUUUACAGGGAACAAGAGAGGCAAGAAGAGGCAACCCUGGAGGCAAGAAGUGUUGCAGAGGCUGCAGACAAGCGUGUCCAGGAAACACAGAGCCGUCUAGAUCAAGCGCUGGCUCGGUUGGCUGCCUUUUCGCGUUCUAUGUCAUCAUUGCAGGACGAUCGUGAUCGUGUGCUGGAUGAAGCCAAGCAAUGGGAAAAUAGGUUUCAUAAUGAACUUCAAGAAAAGGAAGCUGAUGUUCGGGAGGCUGAGAAUAGAGCUAAAGAACUUGCUGAGCAACUGCAGAUAGAGACCACUCAGAAAGAGGAGCUGCAGAAUUUAUUGGAAAGGAUACAGAAAACAGAAGAGAACCUACAGCUAGAGUUGACUGAGAGGGAAAAGAAACAUAGUGAAACCCUUUCAGCUCUUGAACAAGAAAAGGCUGAUCUACAGCAGAAGCUCACACAGGUAGAGACCAACCUAGUCCAAACUAGCUCCAAGCUGACAUCCUUAGAAGCAGAAGCAGAGGGACUACGCCACCAGGCAAAGGCUUUAGAAGAAGCUGUGGACAAACUUCAGGGCGAGGUUAAUGAAGCACGUACGGCAAUCAAAGAACGAGAGGCAGAGGAAAUGAGACUCGGUUUGAGGCUGGAGCAACUGGAAACAGACCUGAGCUCUUCGAAAAACCUGACUAAAACCCUUCAGGAAUCACUGGAUGAAAAAGAGAGGAGGGAGAUGGAGCUCCUUGGUGAGAAGGAGCAUGCUGUUACACAGGCUGUAGAAGAGGCCAGGAAGGAUGCAGAUGGAAGGGCAGAACUGGCAGAGAAAGAGCUGGAGAAGAGGAAAGAGGAGUUGCGUGGUUUAGAGGAGAGGCUCCGUAAAGCUGAGGAGGAUGCCUUCCAGAGCAAAGCUCAGCUUGAGUCCUUCACAAAGGCUAUGGGUUCCCUACAGGAUGACAGAGACAGAGUGCUCAGCCAAUACAAGCAACUAGAGGAACGGCACCUUCAGGUUAUGAUGGAGAAGGACAGCCUUAUCCAAGAGGCUGCAGGUGAGAACAAUGGGCUAAAAGAGGAGCUUCGAGCCCUGCUGUCACAGCGGGAUGAUCUCAAUGCUGAGAAUGCCAAGCUCUCUGCCCAGCUUCAUGGCUACAGAAAUGACCUGAACCAGGUUCUUGCCAUGAAGGACUCCCAACACAAGCAGAUUCUUGCCGCCCAAGUAGAACGCAUUAAUGUUUUGGAGAGAGAGAAAGAAGAGCUUACCAUUCAUAUUCAGGCUUUGGAAAAAGAUGUUGCACACGGAAAGGUACCACCAGUGGAGCUGGAGACCUUGAGCCAGGCCAGUGAAGGAAGAGUAACAGUCGAUAAACAUGAUGCACCGGGAGCUGAGGUUGAGAAACUAAGGGAGCAGCUCCUAGCUGCUAAAAAGCAGAUCACAACCUUGGAGGAGACUUUGGAUUUGGAGAGGGAAACACAAGCAGCCCACACCAAGGAGCUGAAGGAGCUGAGAUGGGAGGGUGGUAUUAUGCGAACUGAGACUGAAACAGCAGAGGAACGAGUGGCGGAGCUGGCACGAGACCUGUUGAUGAUGGAGCAGCAGCUUUUGGAGGAGAGGGAGGCUGCAGCUCAGCUUCGAGCUCAGAAUCAGUCUUUUGGUCAAGCCAUGGCUUCUUUGCAGGAUGCGCGAGAUCAGGCUGCCACUGAGGCCAAGGAGCUGCGACAACAUUUAGAAGAAAUAAACCGGACAGGCCAUUCAUCAUCUUCCCCUAGUGGCCCGAAAGGAGAAGUGUGGAGCCUUAAAAAUGCUCUGUCAGCACUGCAAAAUGAUAGGGAAAGAAUGUUGGAACAGUUACGGUUGCAGAAGUCUGAAUUGGAUCGACUUGGAUCAGGUGAACUGUCCAGGAUUUCCCAGGCUCUCGAGGAGGAGAGAAGAAGGACAGGGGAAAGAGAAGAAAAUAUCAUGGCAGAACUGAGGAACAGAGAUGCUCAGAUGGAAAGAGAUAAGCAGGAACUGGAGAUGCUCAGGCAAGAGAGGAUGGACUGGCAGGGCCAAGCUGAGCUCCUGAAGCAGCAGACCCUCACCACCCUCUCAGACAAAGACCAACAGGUGCGACAGCUCACUGCUUUGCUGGAGGAGGCACGGGCAUCAAAACUACAACACGAGUACACACAAAGACAGGGAAGUCUUGCUGUAGACGCUGCCCCUGGUGGCCCUCUGGAGCACAAUGAGGGCUAUAAAGCUGAAUAUAUUGAACUUCAGAAAAGGCUGGAUGAGGAGACAGAACAGAGACUGAGAUUAGAGGAGCAGCUCAUUGCUGCUCAGGAUCAUCUCAAAAGUUGUACACAAGGGGAGUGGCAGACAGCAUCUGAAAGGAUGAUGUCAGAAACUGCUGUCCUGAUUGAGCCACCAGAGGGUGCCGUUACACGGACUCGUAGUGGUGGACCCGGUCUGCUGCGGAUGCUGCGAGUCGCGUUCUGCUCACGUCAGCGCACCCCUCUGCUGGUGUCACUCUACCUGCUAACUGUUCACGUACUGCUGCUGCUAUGCAUGGGAGGAUACCUGUGAGAGAGACCCAGCACGCUUUACUGAGAGAGAGAAAAAAAGGGACAUAUACUCAUUCACUUGUUAUUUUCAACAAUCUAAUACAUUAAGAAACACAGGGUUAACUCAUUUACAUUUUUACAAAAACAUGUUUCCUUGCUUAUUUACCAAAGUUAGUCUGUUUAUUUUGAUCUAAAAUCAGUCUACUUUUAAUGGGGUUUGUUUAAACUUAGUUACACUACCUGGACUUCCUCAAGAACAUUAUUUAACCAACAAAAUGCUGCGGAUCAAUGAAGGAAUUUGAUGCAAAUGAAGUUGGCACUGUAAAGAGUCAGUGUUUCUUCUUUGAUGCAUUAGGAGUCAUAAAUUGUUUCAUUUCCAUUUCUCUCUCUGAUGGAGUUUUAUCAUUGGUUUUAUGUACUUCAAUAACAGUAGGCAAUAGGCAUGCAAGCCUAAAAAGUUACAGUACAUUCCAGCUUCCUGUAAUUUAUCUGUUAUCGCUUUAUUUUUGCAUUCAUCAAAUGAAAUUGUUAAAUAUGCUGAUACAAAUACUGUCAGAUGAGACAUGUCAAAAGUCUUUUUUAGUCUUUGGUGUGUCUCUAAACGUUUAUCCCUUUCAUGGCAGAAUAGUUUGCCAGCUUGGUGCAAUACUCUCAUUUGUUUAUUUCAAUCUCUAUUUUUUGGUAUGUUUGCUAUUUUGGUGUUAUUAUUUUAUUUUUUUAGUUAAACACACUACUCAUGUUUGUUCGAUCUGGACUACUACUCCAUGUAUUCAUUAUUAAUGGCUUAAAUCAAAGUCUAUCAACUUGAUUCAUUUGAUUUGAAAUAUUUGAUUCUGUUUCUAUUGUAAGAUAUUAAUGCUCAGCUUUCAUGUCAGUUUUCUGGGCCAGAACCAACAGACUUCCAAUGCUCAGCACUGUCAAUAUUGUUCUAUUAGGGCUGUAUAGGGCUGGAGUGUAUUGUAGUUACGCAGUGCGAUUUUAAGCAAAGCCCAAUGAGUGUUUUAUCUGUAAAAUCUGUGUAAAUGAUCCGCUCCCCCCUCCUGUUACCCUGUUGUAGGGGCUAAUAUUUGGAAAUAAAGUUUAUUUAUGGGAAGACA
Molecule: messenger RNA, 11474 nt
Organism: Misgurnus anguillicaudatus (oriental weatherfish)
Lineage: Eukaryota; Metazoa; Chordata; Actinopteri; Cypriniformes; Cobitidae
Gene: golgb1
Product: golgin B1
Cellular component (GO): Golgi apparatus; endoplasmic reticulum-Golgi intermediate compartment; membrane
Source: RefSeq, a predicted model, not a curated record